Messenger RNA from Cylicocyclus nassatus, 1032 nucleotides. Lineage: Eukaryota; Metazoa; Nematoda; Chromadorea; Rhabditida; Strongylidae. The record is from the annotation of a GenBank genome assembly.
AGGUGUAUGAAGCGAAUCUGGAGUAGAUGUAGAAUCUUUGCUCGUGAUUAUCGUUUCAAUUCCGGCAAUGGGAGAGACUGGAGACGUUUACGGUCAGCAUCGGCUGCUUUGACAACAGCUAGCGCACUUGUAGCCUACCAAGGAGGUGCUGCUUUCAAGAAAAAUGACGUGUUGGGGCGCGAUGAAAGGGAACGUUAUCAAGUCCAUACGGAUCACAAACUUACGAAGCGGGAGUUGCGCUUCCUGGAGUUCGCUUCCAUCGAGUACGAUGAUGUCAUCUACAUGAGUCCUAUGGAUUUUAUCGACUCUUUGACCUUGGAUAGUCCUCGGGAGCGUGUGUACAGACGAGUUCUAAAGGAUGGAGACUUGAAGAAAAUGCUCAGAGCAACGCCACCGUUCCGAUUAGGGAGUAAGGAUCUCUUUCGAACGCUCGACCAAAAUGGGCUUAUAUCUUACUCGGAAUACAUCUUCCUCCUUACUCUCAUCACAAAGUCAAAAUCAGCGUUCAAAAUCGCAUUUCUAAUGUUCGACAAGGAUGACAAUGGAAGGAUUGACAAAGACGAGUUCUUAUUGAUACGUAGCUUGACGUCUUCACUUCGUUCCACCCGUGGCCCGCAACAAAAUCGUUCAGAAGAUCCAUGUCAAUUGGAUAUCAGCGAUUUUCAAUUUAUGGUAUCACGUUAUCGUCAACGACUUUUUGAAGGGUCUGACUCAUAUGCUCUUCUUUAUACAAAAAGCGAGGACGAAGUCAAAAAGCAGGACACGACAUUGUUGCUGCAUUUAUUCGGCAUGAAUGGUAAUGGAAAGUUAUCUUUCGAAGAGUUUAGGCGCUUUUAUGAGAAUCUACAAGAGGAGAUAAUGGAGAUAGAGUUCCAUGAGUUUGCUCGUGGCAAACCUACCAUAUCCCCAAUGGAUUUCGCUCGCUUAGUUCUGAGGUAUACCAUCGUACAUCAGGACGAUUACCACACCUACAUAAGUCGAGUCAAAGAACGUACCUCUCCAGACGAUAAAGGCGUAACGCUGAGCCAGUGA